Schistocerca cancellata (South American locust) is the source of this 792-nucleotide messenger RNA. RefSeq lists its product as uncharacterized. The coding region runs from base 1 to 792 and encodes 263 amino acids. Gene Ontology annotation, molecular function: odorant binding; olfactory receptor activity. Gene Ontology annotation, biological process: detection of chemical stimulus involved in sensory perception of smell; sensory perception of smell. The transcript has 4 exons. The record is from RefSeq and is a predicted model, not a curated record. Lineage: Eukaryota; Metazoa; Arthropoda; Insecta; Orthoptera; Acrididae. Gene Ontology annotation, cellular component: plasma membrane.
AUGGAGAGCCGCGGCCCAGACGUGGGGGCGGUGCUGGGCCACAGCGCCACGAUGCUGCGAUUGCAAGGCCUCUGGACCCCACCAGGGGGCGGCCGCACCGCUGCCACCGCCCUCGCUGCCGCUGUCUCGCUGGCACUCGCGUGCGGGCUGGUCACCAUGUCCCUCCUCAAGCUACUGAUGGAUCGUCCACGAGAACUCGAGGAGCUAGUCGCAUGCAUCUUCAAUGUGACAAUGCACGGCGAAAUGUUGAUCAAGGGGAUCACGAGCGUAACAGCGGUUAUUUGGGUGGCUUCCCCGCUGGUUCAUCUGGUCGUCAACAUGGACACUGAGGUCUCUUCCGGAAAUCCUCGGCCAUUGCCGCUGCCUGCCUGGUUACCACUCGACAUCUACGCAUCUCCCACAUAUGAGCUACUCUACAUGAUGCAAGUUCUGUGCCUAAUAGUCCCGUCUGUAGCCACUGUAUCCUCUGACUGCGUCUUUAUUGACCUGAUGCUGAGGGUUGCUGCCGAGUUAGAGAUUCUGAACGACAACAUUUCUGGUUUGCGUAAAAUGAAAGUUUCAGCAAAAUCCAACGAGUACAUGUCAAGCAGUUUGGCCUCCGAUUUUGAGGUGCAUCUACAGCUUUCGAAGAAUGUCAAGCACCACCAGGCAAUUCUUAGGUCCGUCGCUUUGCUAGAGGAAGGCAUGAGUACAGCAAUCUUCGUCCUGUUCCUGGCCAUGAUGGUCGGAAUAUGCACUGACAUCUUCGCUGCUGCAGUGGGAUUAUUUGUGACACCCCUGAUAGCAUUUUAA